CUGCUGACAACAUGCAGUCCAGGCGAGACAGUUCGGAUGGGAAGAGCCAGUGAGUGGAGCAAACCUGUAGGAUCGCCAGCUCCUGUGCCAACCUUCACUACGGCCAAGCUCUCGCUCUCUUCAUUGGCACUGCAUAUGUUCCAGGAGGAUUCCUUCUUUUAUCGAACUGCUAGUGGGAUUUGGACAAUAAAGCCAGGGCCAGAAGUUGUUCAUGGGCUAGGGGACUUCCUCAGUUGACAUUAAGACAAAUGAACCAGCCCCCUCCAACCACGCACUGGAUACCAAAAGGAGCGGAAAAAGGAAAAUAACUGAACUGGCAGCCAAAUCGGCAAACCCGAGGUGUGUGUGGAGCCGGUCGGUCGUGAUGCCGGGCAAUCUAAAUCGUCUUGGCUUGUCAUUUCUCUAGGAAAACAGAUGCACUUUCAGCAGUGACUGCGCUACCUCACAGCAUCUCUGAUCGGCCCACAUCAUCUCUCUCCUCUCCUACCUCCUGCUAACGUGGCUUGGGCAUCUCCAUCAGGACCAUAGUGUCUGCCUUCUCUCCUCCUAACCCGUCCCCCUUCCUCCAAAAUCCCAAAUAACCAAAGACAAUGGUUCACUGUGCUGGAUGCGAAAGGCCCAUUCUGGACCGUUUCUUGUUGAAUGUGUUGGACAGGGCCUGGCAUGUGAAGUGCGUGCAGUGCUGUGAGUGUAAGUGCAACCUGACCGAGAAAUGCUUCUCCAGGGAGGGAAAGCUCUACUGUAAAAACGACUUCUUCAGGCGCUUUGGUACCAAGUGUGCGGGCUGUGCCCAGGGGAUCUCCCCCAGUGACCUAGUCAGGAGGGCAAGGAGCAAAGUGUUCCACUUGAACUGUUUCACCUGCAUGAUGUGUAACAAACAGCUCUCCACUGGAGAGGAACUUUAUAUCAUCGACGAGAACAAGUUCGUCUGCAAAGAAGAUUACUUAAACAACAGCAACGCUGCCAAAGAAAAUAGCCUUAUCUCAGGUAAAGCCCAAGUAACAGGCAGUGACCCCAGUUUGUCUCCUGAAUCUCAAGACCCUUUGCAAGAUGACGCUAAAGACUCUGAAAGUGCCAACGUCUCUGAUAAGGAGGCUGGGAUUAAUGAAAACGACGACCAAAACCUUGGGACGAAAAGAAGGGGACCUAGGACCACUAUCAAAGCCAAACAGUUGGAGACACUAAAAGCAGCAUUUGCAGCGACACCAAAACCGACCCGACACAUAAGGGAGCAGCUGGCACAGGAGACUGGUCUCAACAUGCGAGUCAUCCAGGUCUGGUUCCAGAACCGACGAUCCAAAGAGAGAAGAAUGAAACAGCUGAGCGCACUGGGGGCCCGGAGACACGCCUUCUUCCGCAGCCCCCGAAGGAUGAGACCGUUGGUGGACAGAUUAGAACCGGGAGAACUCAUCCCCAAUGGGCCCUUCGCUUUCUAUGGAGAUUAUCAGAGUGAGUAUUAUGGUCCUGGCAGCAACUAUGACUUUUUCCCACAAGGACCCCCAUCAUCUCAAGCUCAGACUCCUGUAGAUUUGCCAUUUGUACCUUCUUCUGGGCCUGCAGGAACGCCACUUGGUGCAAUGGAUCACCCAAUCCCUGGACACCACCCAUCUAGUGACGCUCAGCGAUUUACUGACAUAAUGUCCCACCCACCAGGAGACUCUCCAAGCCCAGAGCCCAAUUUACCAGGUUCCAUGCACUCUAUGUCUGCAGAAGUUUUUGGACAAAGUCCCCCCUUUUCUUCUCUAUCGGUCAAUGGAGGAGCAGGUUAUGUCAACCAUUUGUCACACCCACCAGAAAUGAAUGAAACUGCAGUGUGGUAGCCUAAGAUGGACAAAAACAGAACAAAAAAUCAGAAAGGACUGGGUGCAAUGGGCUACCAUGUCAAGGUUUCCUAUGGUGUACAGAACUGGUAAAUAAAAUUCUAUUCUGUCCUAAAGAUGUGUACAGUUUUGGAUGGAAAAAUAAUUUGCAAGAAUAUGCCAUAAUAUGGAUUCAAAGAAAAAUAUUUUCUAAGAUGACAGAAAAAUCAAACUGGUGACUCUGUACAGUAGAGUCUUGUCAUGCUAGGGGAUGGAAAAGAAUAACCUGUUAGGUGGCACACAGGACACAAUAUUAAUCUGCUUUCAUUGUACACAGAGUACACCCAAGUGCAAGUGAUAAUCUUGAAAAACUUAGUAGAAAUAAAAUACGUUAUCAAGGAUUGUCUAGAAAGUUGAAUCUGUCUAGAAUGUUGAGCUUUCUCUCCGUUAGAGAAAUGUACUGUAGCAAGACUGUUUUAGCUUCAGACACGUACCUGAGUAUCAGGUGCGACACAACAUUUGCCAAAAUAACAAAAUACAACAAUCUAAACCCCUCAGCAUCAACUAUUCUACCUUCACAAAGCUACUCACACAAAAAAAAUCCUCAUUAUGAAGGUCUGUUGGAAGACCUGGAGGGAGACUGACUUGAAACAAAGAAAAAAUAGAUUCUACCUUCACUAACAAUGAAAUAAAAUGACUAUGGAACUAUAAGCAGUCAACUGUUUACGUCUAACAUCAAAUUCAGGAGCCUAAUGUUUUAGUAAUAAUCCUGUUUUAGAAACCUCUUUGUUCAAAAAUAGGCAAAACAUUUUGAGCAAUUAACCAAAUGAUUCAUUCUUCUUCUUCUCAGUUUGGUUUUCUGUAGUUGUAACUGGACAGAUUGGGCAAGGCUGUUUUUUGGUACAAUGUGCUAGUUUGUAAAAGUGUUGUUUACAGAAGGCAGUGAUGAACUGAAGAAAAAAAUAUGAGGUGCCAAAUAUAACUAUAAUAGCACAAAAUACUCUUAAGGUGCAUUAGUACUGAAUACCAUAGCGAUUGUUCCAAGCGUGUUACACAGUUGCAAAUGUUUGCUAUACUUUUUAGUCCUGUCGAACAUUCAUUGACUUGUUAAAGAUUUACAUAGACCCAAACAGGUUUUAUUUUUGUGUCUGUAAAGAAAUAAAAUCCAAAAUAUUUAAAUUUUAUGAUUAAAUAUGCAGCCUAGAGCUGCUUUUUUCCCCCCUUUAUAUAUGAAAUUUGUCAUACGUCUUUUAUUGUUCUAAUGAAUCCUAAGCUUGUGUGACCUCCAGUGCAUAUUAGACCAUUCACUGUAUGAAAGGAAAAACAUGUUGAUAAAUUUGUGAAUUUUUAAUAAAAUAGAAAAUUCUGAUGUUUA
Molecule: messenger RNA, 3174 nt
Organism: Xenopus laevis (African clawed frog)
Lineage: Eukaryota; Metazoa; Chordata; Amphibia; Anura; Pipidae
Gene: lhx1.S
Product: LIM homeobox 1 S homeolog
Exons: 5
Coding region: 591-1820 (409 amino acids)
Biological process (GO): neuron differentiation; animal gross anatomical part developmental process; system development
Cellular component (GO): nucleus
Molecular function (GO): transcription coregulator binding; RNA polymerase II transcription regulatory region sequence-specific DNA binding; zinc ion binding
Source: RefSeq, a predicted model, not a curated record